Lytechinus pictus (painted urchin) is the source of this 6199-nucleotide messenger RNA. RefSeq names its product granule associated Rac and RHOG effector protein 1-like. Gene Ontology annotation, molecular function: CCR4-NOT complex binding. The record is from RefSeq and is a predicted model, not a curated record. The transcript is spliced from 12 exons. NCBI's taxonomy places the organism in Eukaryota, Metazoa, Echinodermata, Echinoidea, Temnopleuroida, Toxopneustidae. Bases 24 to 2939 code for a protein of 971 amino acids. Gene Ontology annotation, biological process: Rac protein signal transduction.
CUUUGGCCCGUUGUUUCUUGCUGAUGCUGCAGACCCAGUAUCAUUUCUUCCAGACUGCGGCUGACCUUCACGCACCUCUAAGUCGUUAUCAAGAACUAGAAGAUCUCUUCAUUGGUGAAGAGUGUCAACCAGAAGUCAGGGAUGCUUGUUCGUCAUGGAUGUCCGCUGCACAGCUGACGAGAUCACUCCGACGCGGUGAUAGCUUGACAUCAGAUGAAGUCAAUCUCCUGGAGACUGAGAGAGGGAAGUCCAGUCAGGAUGAUCCUAAGCUAAUGGAAGCUAGAAGAAAACUAGAAUCACAAUCAAUGAUCUACAAACAUGAGAUUGCCAUCUUGCCCCAGACGAGCUUUGCUCUACUUGGUGGGUUUCACCUGCACCUGCAAUGCCUUUCGAUGCUCCUUCGCUCAUGCUGUAUGCCUAGUGAAGCACAGGACAUCAUUAAUAGACACGGGAGCAGCCAAUUAGCCGCUAUGGCCAUGGGCAUAGGUAACCAGACUACAGUAGGUCAGACAGAGCCUCAAGUAAACCAGCAGGAAUGGUUUGAGGCAGUGUGCAGGGAGCUCAAGACUACAACCCUUCAGGUCGAUGGGACGCUUUGCAGGCAGACGUCCAACGUCGAGGAGGACUUCAACAUCAAAAUGAAAACCAUCAAGAACCUUGUGAAAGAGCUUGCAACCCACCUAGGUUUAAUGGUAGAUGUCCAGUCUAUUACAGCACAGAUCGUUAGUCAUGCAUGUUCAUCAUUAGCUUAUCUUCAUAGUCAGACAGCAGUUCAACUUCUCUUUGGAAGAGCUUACGUGGUCACAGCUCGUGCAGCUGAGGUGGCUGAGCCUUAUAAGAGGUAUGCCCAGGUCACUUCACAGGAAGGAGCAAUCGUAAUAGAGGUACCAUCGGUAUGGGACUUAGUGAUGGUGGGCGGAGCUGGUCUCCAAGGGGUGUGUCCUGAUGUACAGGAUAAUAACAAUACUGGAUCAAGUCAGCAGGCUGAGCGACAGAAGCAGCAGCAGCAGUCACAGUCUGGGCUUGGAGCUUGUGAAGUGGUCUAUUCAGCCAAGAUUGAUCUGUUAGAUGUGGUAGAGAGAAGAAGAAUAUCCUUACCCAUCAUCCAAGUGAAGUUGGUCAAGAAGGACAUCACCAUCACGGUGACCGGUCCGCACACCAGCAUGUCCAGCACCUCGAUGACCUCUACCACCCAAUCCGACAGCCUCUCCUCGCCUUGCGGGAUGAAGCGCACCAUCGAGAAGCUGGUUUCAAAGUUCCGUCAGAGAGUGCCCAUCAGCAAGGCCACGCCCGCAUCGUCCUCCCCUCCCUCCGCCACCACCGCCCACGCCUCACGGUCGGCAUUCUACCUCCCUAUCAGCCAGCUGGAAGUCCAGGCAGCGGUCGUCGGAGGAGGGGUCAGUCCGGGGAACGCCAGCCACACGGCAUGCAGCAGCUUGCUGUCUUCACCAUCGAUAUCGAGUGGGUCAUCCACGAUGUCAUCUAACAGCAGUCUGUACGAGAGAGAGACUCCUGAUUCUGAUGGGCCAAAGAAUAUCAAGAUGGUGCCUGGUGAGAAAGUUAUCAAGUCUGACCCCAAGGACUAUGAUGGUAAGAGUCCAAUGCUAGGACCAAUGGUGACCAUCACAUCAGAACCUAGUCCUGUUGAUGAGAAGAACCAUUGGGAGACAUCAAUUAUGCGACAACAUGAUUUGACAAGAACAAAGAAGGGUCUAGCCUCCGACUCUGUUCUGGCUGAUCUUGUGAAUCUUUUGUCUGGAGUUAGGGCCAGAUCCUCCUCCCACCUGGAACCAGGAACCCAAGGCAACAGGCCCUUCCAUGACAGUGUCACCCGGACCUCAAGCUCUAGCAGUACCAGCAGCCAAGGUGGGAGCGGAUGGGGCGGACGCAGCGAUGCCAACGACAACGGCAACCGCUUCGGGAACUACAACCCAUCCUUCCAGGAGGGUGAUCUGAUAGAUCGCAUCCAGGAUCAGCACUCCAGCAUGUGGCCCGUGAAGGCUUUCCCCCAUCAGGCCCCUCCUCACCAGGCCCAGCAGGACCAGGUGCCUCUACGCAGGAUGUCUUUCGAUAACAACAAUGAGGCAGAUUUUGCCAACUACGUGGCCAUGAACCAGCUGGGGAAGCGGUCAAAGCGCUACGGGGACAACCUGAACGUUGCCCAACAGCAGCAUCCUGGGCAUUCCCCUCAGCUGUCUCCAAGGCCUAUCGUGAAAACACAGCAGCAGUGGAGUGUUGGUAGCGUCAAAGAGGAAGGUCCUAUGAGCAAGACUUGGCCGUCAUCAGAUAUGGGUCCUGAAAGGAACGAGAAUCUAAACAACACAUGGUCCAACCCAGCCCAUGACUCUGGUAGCUCUAGUGAUGAAGCAUCUAACAGUGGAGAGAACCCCAAUACCCUCCUGUCCAUGGUGCACAGCUCACCUGCAGGCUCGGGUCUACUUACCCCUGUAUCAAGAAGAAGACACAGCAGUGGAGAAGAUACCUUACACGGCAAACCAUUCUGUCCAAGCCCUGAACCUAUUAUGCACUAUCUGGAUGUUAUUCCAACGGACAAGACAGGCACCAAGACGUGGCCACCCAAGAUGGUCUGGCAGAGACCCAACUCUCCUCAACCCCCACCCCUCGGGACAGGCGCACCACCAGGAGGGGGCGCCGCGGGUAGUCUCGGAAGCAGCACCAACCAACUCUGGCACCACCAGUCACCAUCCAGAGAACAUCUCAAUGUCCAUGCCCCUCUCACACCCCAGUGGAGUGAUCCUCUCUCCUUGAGGGCACCGUCGGUCUGGGCACCUAGCUCCACGCCGGUCUCUCCCUCUGGAUCCAUGAACACCAUAGCUACUUCCUCUACCGCUACCAGUCAUAGUCAAGGUGCAUCGCCCAACCUCUCCAUUAGAGGACAUCCCAAGCUUGAUAGGCGCUAUGCAUACACCUAUCAUUGAGGGGUGCGUCUUCAAUCACAGGUCUACUGCACUUUGAGGGUUAUCCUCAGGGGCAGCCCAAGCUCUCAGGAGGGCAAGGCAUUAUUCUUUAAAUAUCGUCUUCAUAGCAGUGUUGGUAAUAAGGGAAUUUCAAGGGCAGCAAAGCAUUUGAGAUGAGCACCUCAUUGCCUUGUGUUAAGUCACGCUCUGAAUUGGAUCUUUUUUCUUUUAUAGGAUUCCAAGGCUACAGUGAUCCAUAGUGUACUUCAAAUUUGGCAACAAAACUGUUAUUUUUGCACUGCAUUGUUAUGCAAAUUUUGAUGGUACAACAAUGAUUUGGAAUAUCAAUUCCUUUGCCAAAUUGUGGAUUAACUCUAUUUAGUACCAUACCUUCUUGUUUUUCUGGCAUCAGUUACUGUCGAGAAAUAGUAGGUGGAGAUAUUUUCCCUCUAUUCUCUUUAUCAAGAUUGUUUAUUUUAGUGCUUGGAGUUGAUAGCUGUAUAGCUGAAUCAAAAAAUCAUUGUUGCAAAAUUAUUUUUAAAAGAUGUGAUUUCUGACUAUAUAUGUCCCAUGCCUACAGGUUUGCACAUUGUAACGAAGUACCUACAUUGUAGAGACUUACAAAACAUAUCUUAUGAUUGUAUUGUACUUUGCCUAGUUGCACUCAAAUCUUGAAAAUGUUGCUUCAUGAUUCUUUCCAUUAAAAAAAUAAAAAUAAAAGGUUUCACAAAAAAUUGACACUUUCUUAUUUCCUUGAUUUUGAAAUUGCACCAAAAUGAGCAUAAAUCAGGGAAUUUUGCUCAUGUGCUCACCUGAAGUUCUUGUUAUUAAAUCAAGUAUAGUGUGCACACAUACUUAAAAGAUGUUCUCUGUGAAUUUUAGCCUUAAAAUCAAUCUUCCAACUGAAUUAUUGUAAAGGUUCACAUGCAUAAUGGAUUUCAAUUAUUUGAUACAUCAUAUGAGGCUCUUCAUUCUCCUUGUGUGUUGUAUAGUAAUACAUGAGUACAACUCAUCAUGACACUGAUUACAUUUAUCCCUACAAACAGUAAAAUGUCAUUGUGAUCUUACCAUAGACCAGGGCCCGUCUUACAAAGAGUUGCAAUUGAUCCAAUCAACCACCACUUUGGAUGGACAGCAACAUCAACAUCUGAAAUGCAAAUUUGUUCAAAAUAUUUUCUAGAUAUGAUGUAUAUUCAUACAUCCAUCGUUCCCUUGUAGAUUCAGUGUGAUUCUCUUUGUUUACUAAGAAGAUUGUGCAAAUUUCCUGUAGAAAAUGUUAUGGCAUGGAUGGUUUUCCAUACAAUUCAGAUCGAUUGGAUCAGUCGUAACACUUUGUAAGAUGGGGCCCAAUUGUAGCUUGAUGUUGGAGUUCCCACUAACCAAGCAGUCGAUCAGCUUUAUACAAAACAAAACCAUUCAGACUUAUUGUCAGAAACAAGAUGGAGGAUAUUAUCAUUUUUGUCCGAGUGUCAGCCUACAAUUCUUGAGCAACUUCAUUUAUGUUUAUAAUGCAUACAGAUGUGAAGAGCUUUUAAUUUUGUUCCUCUCAUAUGCAUUUCCAAAGAAAUGAAUAGGAGACUCUGUAUACUAGUAACUGAAUUGGUCCAUUGACACAUCCCCUCAGGUUAAUGCUUCUAUAUAAUCAUAACAGUACUAACAACAUGGAAUGGGGAGUCCUCCUAGCAUGCUGCAUACUUAAUCAUCAAAACAAAUUAUACCACUGAGAAUGUUGAUAUGUACAUGUAGAUGUGCUAAUGCAUUUCAGUCGAACAUAAGUUGAAUAUGAAUUGCAUUGCCAGGGUAGGGGUUUUGUAAAAAACAUUUUCAAAUGUGCGAAUCAUGUUGCUUAGAAUGGACUUGUAUUUUGAUGCAUCUCAAUCUGUUGCUGUUGUUUUAAAAUGGGCAAACUAGUCAGUUUUGACUGUUGUUGCCUCGCUAAACGGCUUUCCCUUUUCAACGUAAUUUAUUUGUAGUAUGUUUAUAUAUCUGCAUCCAAUGUAUUAUAUCACAGAAGACUAUGUGAAUGUAACUUGCUGAAUGGAGCUAUUGAGUGAAGCUUGCUGGAAUUUAAUUAGUUGAGAUGUUGAAUUGAAUCAGUGAAGUGAUGUUGGUUCGCUGCUUUAGUGUACAAACAAAAUGCAAUAUACUGUAUAUAUACCAUUUAAAUCAUAGCAUUACUUUUAUGCUCUGCUAUACUGUGUUACUCUUCUCUCAUUAACUUUUGAGUUCUACUCCCUAAUUGAACGUUGCAUAAUUCUCUCAAACUUCUCAGUCCCUUUCUACUCCUUUCCGCUUGUUUUUUACUUACAAGGCAUCACCAGCAAAAGUUAUGUAAGAUGUAUGUUUUCAAGUUAAUUGGUCAAAUUUUUACUUCUAUUUCUGUUUCUUCUUUAUUCCCCGUUUUUUCUUCCUCUCAGUCUGUGAUUUCUCAUUGCUGUAUUUGCAGAUCUUUCUUUUUCCUUCUCUUCUCUCUCUCUCUCUCCCAACAUCCAUUUUCUUCUCUAUUCUCUUCUCUCACAUCCUGUUUUUCUUGUUUUUUCUUUUCUCUUUCUCUCUAAAUAUGAUGCUGGCUUUGAAGAAGAAGGAUGUUAUACUGCUAUUGAUAAUACAUAGCACUUAUAGGCUUCCUGUGAGAAAUCUAUGACAAAGCUCAUGUAAGCAAUGGUAAAAAGUAAAGGUAGAUAACUAGUCAGUACCAUUAUAUAUGAAUCAAAAAGUUAUUUCUACAGAAUCAUGUAAGUAAAUGAGAGUGCUGCACCAAAGAAUACUUAGAAGCGCUUAUGAAUUGACAUUUUUACUUGUUAACAUCAACAUGCAAAUUCAUAACUACGCUUUUUUUUUGUUCGUCAUCUUAUUGUUUUGAUACAAGAGAGCACUGGUAUGCUCAAGGUUUUUAUGAAAAUCAAAAAGCUAAUUGGUAUUUUACUACAUGUAGUUCAUUUCCAUGAAAGGUAGUUUUUGAGCCCUUUGUUGAUUCGAAGGUGCCUCACAGAUAAGAUGGUUGACCCUGACUUUAAAUUCAUUAUUUUUGUAUGACUUGAGCGUUUGCUUUAUUUAUCAUAACAUUUUUUGCAGGAAAAAAAGGUCAAAUUUCGGUUGUUUCUAUAGAAAAUGUAGCCAUUGAUUGCAGAUGGAGAAGUCAACUGAGCAACUGGUUUGCUAAAAUCUAUUUCUUCCGUGGAUGUCUGAGUAACAAGAUUGAACAUGAGGGCUGAUUUAUCUGAGUAUUACAGUGUUGUUGAUCAUGAUAAUAAUAGCUCAUGGCUUGACCAUUUACAGAA